Pleuronectes platessa (European plaice) is the source of this 3627-nucleotide messenger RNA. RefSeq names its product alkaline ceramidase 3 (gene acer3). Gene Ontology annotation, biological process: phytosphingosine biosynthetic process; ceramide metabolic process. Lineage: Eukaryota; Metazoa; Chordata; Actinopteri; Pleuronectiformes; Pleuronectidae. Bases 75 to 878 code for a protein of 267 amino acids. Gene Ontology annotation, cellular component: endoplasmic reticulum membrane. The record is from RefSeq and is a predicted model, not a curated record. The transcript has 11 exons.
UGCUCGUGCAGUGAUGGGACCUCAGUCCGUUAGCAGACACCACAGCCUCCUCCUCCUCCUCCUCCGCUUCCAUCAUGGCUCCCUCGGUAGACAGGCAGGGAUACUGGGGCCGGCCGACCUCAACGCUGGACUGGUGCGAGGAAAACUAUGUCGCGUCUUUCUACAUGGCGGAAUUCUGGAAUACUGUCAGCAACCUGAUUAUGAUCCUUCCUCCCAUCUGCGGGGCCAUCCAGACAUAUCGUGACGGCCUCGAGUUCCGCUACACCUGCUCUUUCCUCGGGCUCGCAGCUGUUGGUGUUGGGUCCUGGUGCUUCCACAUGACGCUGCUGUAUGAGAUGCAGCUACUGGACGAGUUGCCAAUGAUUUACAGCACAUGUGUCUUCGUCUACUGUCUAUAUGAGUGCUUCAAAGAAAAAAACAGAAUUAGUUUAUUACCUAUUGCACUUUUAAUAAUCUUCAGCGUCACAGUGACUGUGGUUUACUUACAGUGGAAGGAGCCAGUGUUCCACCAGGUCAUGUAUGGAGCUCUAGUAGCUUGUCUAGUGAUGCGCUCCAUCUACAUUGUUACGUGGGUGUACCCCUGGCUCAGACCGCUGUGUUAUACCUCCUUGGGGAUCUUCCUGUUAGGAUUUCUACUGUGGAACAUUGACAAUAUCUUCUGUGACUCAUUGAGAGCCAGCAGGAAAACACUGCCCCCUGGUGUUGGAGUAGUAACACAGUUCCAUGCCUGGUGGCACAUCUUCACAGGCCUGGGAUCCUACCUGCACAUACUUCUCAGCCUGCAGUUCAGGUUAACCUACCUCCAGCACAGACCAAAAGUAACGUUCCUGUGUGGAGUUUGGCCCACGUUGAACAUCGAACCACAGAAGAUGAGCUGAGUUGAAGGGAUGGGCAGCGGCUUGAGGAUGGUGACUGCCAUAAUCCACACACCAUCGGCACAGGGACCUGCCAGUGCUCGCUGCUGGGAGCUCAGCCACCAGGCAGGGGGCAGGUGGACCCUCAGACACCACCCCAGGGAGCCUUCUGUUCUGCACUAUGGGGAUUUACUAAGUACAGAAUAGCACUGAUUCCAGUUUUAAAAAGUGGAAGAAUUUUCCUCAUCAAUCCCGACUUAUUAGACUAGAUUUUCUGUAUCUUUGUUGUAAUUUCAUUUAAUUUUCAGUGCAAAAAUGAUGUGUAGUCCACUGCACUGGUAACUGUUGAAUAUGUUACAGUUGUUAGCUUGAUUAGAGUUUGGGGAACGUGUGCACAUUAGCUUAUUAAUCGUGGUAUGUUCGAUUCUGUGAAUGUUUGAAUCCCCAUUAGCCCAAUGGUAUCAAAUAGAUCCCUAAGCUAAAGUUUUAAAUAAGACUAUUGCUUAUGUGUAGUUUCAAAAGGAGCUAAAGGAGCUGGAUCAACAACUCAGUGUUUUCAUAUCCCUUUUCCAGGAGUCUCAUAUUGUGUUUGUUUGUGCUCACUACAUGUGAGGGGACACUAACUACCAGCUAAAAAGUCUAGUCUAACGUAGGGCUGAGUCACAAAAUUAAAUAUCUGCAAUGAGUUUAUUACAUUACAUUACAUUUAGCUGACGCGUUUAUCCAAAGCAACUUACAAUAAGUGCAUUCAACCAUGAGGGUACGAACCGAGAACAACAAGAAUCAAGAAAGUACAAUUGUCUUCAAGAAAGCCAGACUACAAAGUGCUAUAAGUAAGUGCCAUUUAAGUGCUACAAUUUUUUUUUGUUUAAACUAAAGUUUAAAUAAUAUUUAGUAUAUAGCCCUACUUCUAUCCGAGGAGUGCAGUAGUGAUACCAGAAACCUUGUGUAGCAGCUCCUCAGCAGUCCGUGUUUGUAAACGUGCACCAUGCGGCCGAGGUGUUGUUCAAUCAUUCAGGCUUCAUUUUCAUAUAAAUACUGGAAAUCUUCUUUUUUUAUUUUGCUGUUGUUGCCAAAGUCGCUCUGGGAUUUAAAACGUUCAUGUAAUUAUACCUCUUUAAAAACAAAUUAGAAAUGCAGCGCUUACAAAAAAGUUUUGCUACUAAACGUCAUUGCACUGACUUUUCGCUUUUGUUCAGGACCGGGUUAAACUUUGUUCAGCUAUAUGUUGCAGAACAAAGUUUAACAAGUUAUGUUAAAUCUGUAUUACAUCUACAUCCUUUAUGUAGUUGUUUAAGUUCACACAAGUUCGUGGUCUCUGAAGGACCAAGGCCCGAGGGCCACUUUUCAAACAGACAGGGUUAGGGUUAGGGUUAGGGUUAGGGUUAGAAACCACUUUGUUGGGAUCUGACCAGUGACUAUUGAGUGUGAUCAAACAUCAGUGGAAAGGCACCAUGUAUUGUAACUGGAACCAUUAUCCCUGGUCAGAUUAUUACAGCUGAUGAGUUCGGCUCACAUGGACGGCAGGAUGAGUGUGAUAGUUGAAACCCAGUGACCUAAACCACCACACAAAGAUAAACUCUUUACGAAGCUUUUUUUUAAAAUUAUUAUAAUAGUUGAUAAUCAAGGGACCAAGUGCAAGUAUGGAACAUAUCUGAAUGAUGCAUCUUAUUAAGCUGCAGGGAAUGAAGCCCUAGACACAGCCAGUUCCGGGAAGCCUACACUCCCCUGCUUCCUUUAUUUUCACAACACUGAACAGUAUUGUCUCCCGAGCUAAGGAUUACUUGAUUUAAAUCAAAAGCUUUGAAGUCAUUUUACCUAUUGAUACAAAACUCCAACAUCUCCCCAAAAUAUUGCUAGAUUUUAUUUAUUUCUUCUUUCAUUUAUCGACAAUGUGGCAUCAAGAUGAAAAGUAGAACGGCAAAUGAUCACCUUGCAGAGGAGUUGAACAGUCUCUGAUACAGCCACUAGGUGGCAGAAUUAUCCAGUUUAUUUCAGACAUUGCCAAGCAGAUAACCCUACUUAUAGCGACUCAGAAAGACACUAAUGAUCUGAGGCCUGAGUUUUCAUGUGCUGGAUCUGUGGUGGAAAAUGAAGGGCUUUUUAUUUACAAUUUUUGUUCGGUACUGUGAAAUCGUGGACAUGUCGUGGUAACAAUAGAACUUGAGGUAACUGGUGAACUGGAAGAUGCACAACAUGAUCGCUGUAUGAAGACACGGCAGGUAUUAUCUCCUGCAUUGAUUUUCAUUAUUCAUUCAUACACACCUUGUCACUAACCUGUAUAUGCCUGAGUGUAACAGCUGCUUAGAGCCAGUGUUACUAGCAUUGAAAAGCACAGAAGUACAAUGUAUGGAAGAGAAGUAUUAACGUCUCUGUGUGUGUUAUCACAGCUCAUCAGCUGUCAAAGAGGGUGCCUUAUUGUUAUCCUUGCAGUGUAAUCCAAGUUGCCUUGACGUUCGUGAUAAACCACUGAAGUCGUCCUCUGUGUUUUGCAAUGUGUCCUUCCCCCCUGGUUAUUAGCAGUCAAAGCAUCAGGAGGUCGAACAACAACAGCUUCGAAUGCAAAGUGUGUGCCCGAGUCUUUGGCCUUCCAUUCAUUUCAUGUGUCCAACAGCUGAGUUACAGGUCGUUCUACUGAUUUUAACUGUAGUUGAAACACUUCCUAUACUUUCGUGUUGAGGCAAGAAGAGCUGUUUUAUUUUAGCUGAACUUUGUUUCAGUCUUUGAUGAUGCCCUGUAUUGUCAAAAUAAAAGGAAAUGUUUCAGACUAAAA